Haliotis rufescens (red abalone) is the source of this 1806-nucleotide messenger RNA. Its product is annotated as A-agglutinin anchorage subunit-like. The record is from RefSeq and is a predicted model, not a curated record. The coding region runs from base 267 to 1661 and encodes 464 amino acids. NCBI's taxonomy places the organism in Eukaryota, Metazoa, Mollusca, Gastropoda, Lepetellida, Haliotidae. The transcript has 9 exons.
GUAAUAUUUAGACAAUCAAUUGUUGACACUUCAUCCUGAAGUGUUUCUCUCAAGUUCGUUGUUUAAAGCUGCACUCAACAAUAUGCAAGUUAUACAGAUGUGUCCUGCAAACAAGUGAGCAUUGAUUCGUGCGGUCGGGGACUAACGGGAUCGAGUUGAGAGGCUCAGGCUUGGUCGCUCACUCACUCACUUUACGAGCUCACCUGGGUCACGUUGGACAUUACAAUAGGACUGAAACAUCAAUACAGCUGAUCUUGAACAAGAAUAUGACGACUUUCGGGAUCGUACUGAUUGGUAGCAUCGCUUUGUGGUCAGCAGAGUUUCUGCCGGUAUCGACGGAUAGGCCAUGCCAGGGAAACGCCCAUCUUGGUGGAGAAUACAACAUCUCCGCAGAAAUACCGUAUGCAAAGUACGUUUGGAGACGCCCAGAUGGACAGUUUGUCAUCACAUGCAGUCCAAAUUGCAGUCCUACAGCUGGUUAUAAUGCAACCCUGACAAAUGGUGGGAACACAACAAAGCUCAUGAUACAAAGCGUUGCACCUAAAGAUGUGGGAACGUGGAGAAUUACUAAUACCUCUGAGUUCGCAACUACGUCUGCAUGUAAUUUAGAUGUCGCAGGACUUCCAAGCUGCAACAUCAACAGCUCUCAAGCCCCUCAUUCCCUUGAACCAAAUUCGAUGCUGACCCUCGACGUAGACAUACGGGGUUACUUCUGCUCUAAACAGGCACAGUUUGAUCUUACCAGUGGCCGUGAGGUACCCGAUGUGUGGUUGAGGAACAAAACAGUCACCGACGCCACUAACACAGUCCUCGACACCACCUUCAACGUGACACUAAAGAGGCUUGGAAAUAUCAAACUAGACUUUACUUGUGCUAACACAACUUAUAAUCUUGCUUGUGGAGGGGUGAAUACACUUCUUAAGAGCCCUCCACAGUGUGAAAUAAGCAGCUCUAGGAAUGGAUCUCUGAUGCCUGGUACAAGCCUGACUCUCACUGUGAACAUCACCAACUACUACUGCACUGAAGAGGCUGCGUUCAAUCUCACCACCGGCAGUGUUGAAGAGGAGCUGGUAGGGAGUCAUCAUGUUGUGGACAUCAACAGCACGGUCGUCAUGAAAACAUUCAAUGUCACACCUGCACAUAAUGGAAACAUCAAAGUCAGCUUCAGCUGUGACGACAUAAAUCGUGAACUAAGUUGCACUGGUGAUGACACAAUAACUAUAGUUGGAGUGACAUCAACUGCAAAACCACCAACAUCGACGCCUACGUCAACAACAUCGACUUCUACAAUGAAAGCCUCCACCACCUCCACCACCUCCACCAACUCUAUCCCCACUUCCACCACUACAUCUCCAACACCAGCAUCAGUAUCUGUUUACCUUAUCAUAGGUAUAGUGGCUGCAUUGCUCGUGGUGCUCAUCAUCAUCUUUGUCCUGGUUGUCUGCCGCAACAGAAUCUCACGGGUUGCAAAGAGGUACAUCGUUACCAGGAAGAGGCCUCAAAUUCAGAACUUGAGGGAAAAUGAGAAGCCGAACAAAGGGAAACGCAUGUCCCAAAUCAACCCUGACAAAAAGACAGACUUUGUGAAAUCUGUCCUUGGAUCAACUCCAGGCCCUGAUUCACGAGAUAAAAGAGCGUCAGUUACAGAGAUGCAGAUAUGACGGAAGGACCCAAUGAAGACAUCGCAAAGAGUGAGUGAGUUGGGUUUAACGCCGCUUUUAACAGUAUUCCAGUUAUAUCACGGCGUGUCAGCUUAAUGUGGGAGGAAAGCCCGAAGUGAUGCGGGUUUCAGGCGUUUACCACUUC